AUGAAUUCGAAACACUUCACUACAGUCGGAGGAAGGAGAAGGAAGCAUCUCCAUUUGGAUAUGCCCGAAGCCUUCAUCCCGGAGUCCGCUUGGUUUCAAGUGAUGUUAUACGUGGCAACCGAAUCAUCGGAAGAUCUCUUCCGUAUGGCAUCUGUGUGCCCAUUGUUCCAAACUUUGGCAAACAGUCCACAAGUGUGGAACACCAUUUCAAUGGCAAAGUACCCAUACCAUCCUAGCUGGUACCAUGCCAGGCUUGCAGUCCAGCAUUUCUUGCAACAAUGCAGGGCUUGCGAUAACCCUGAGUCGAUAUUUAGAGAAGCAUUCGAUCUUUUUUUCAGGCACGGUAAGGUGGAAGCGUUGUAUGGGAUGCGCAUUGCAGCCACGGCAGGCCAUAUGGAAGCGGCAUAUGUAGUUGGACUACUUGGUAUGUCCUGA
Molecule: messenger RNA, 435 nt
Organism: Prunus dulcis (almond)
Lineage: Eukaryota; Viridiplantae; Streptophyta; Magnoliopsida; Rosales; Rosaceae
Exons: 1
Coding region: 1-435 (144 amino acids)
Molecular function (GO): protein binding
Source: RefSeq, a predicted model, not a curated record